GGGGUGGCGGUGAAGAGAGACACGUUAAUGUGGAAAAGACCGAUCGACGUAGAUUUUGAAUAUUUUGCAGAUGUACAGGUGACAGCUGGUAGACUCCAGAGUCAUUUUCAAACCAAAACACAAAGAAAGUGCGGCACGGUUAGACUUUGGACUGAAAUUAAGGUGCAGCCAGUACCGGGUACGACAUUUGUAACCGCUAAUUGCAGAAGCUCCGGGAAGCCCUGGGAGGAUUGUGAACCUUUCCGUGUCAGGAUGUUCGAAAAAAGAAUUGUUUUCGUCCUGGUGGAUGUCCUGUGUGUGAUUGUGGCAUCAUUACCAUUUGUCAUAUUGACGCUAAAGGGUAAACCAAAUAUGCGAGGAUUUUACUGCAAUGAUGACAGCAUAAAAUAUCCAUAUAAAAAGGAUACCAUUUCACACUGGCUGAUGGCUGCAGUUAUUAUUCCAGUCUGCAUCAUAAUUAUUACUGUUGGAGAAGCAUUUAUGGUUCACCUAAAACUAUUGUACUCGAGAUCUGAGUUCAAUAACUAUUUGGCUGCCUUGUAUAAGGUGGUAGGAACCUUCGUGUUUGGGGCUUCAGUGAGCCAAUCAUUGACUGACAUUGCAAAAUACACCGUUGGACGUCUUCGGCCAAGCUUUUUGGCGUUGUGUAAACCUAACAUGUCAUUGGUGAAUUGCUCACAGUACGUCCAGUCAUAUGUUUGCACAGGGUCAGUUGCAGAUGUCGCAGAGGCAAGGUAUGUAGCUCAUCAAUAUUUUAAGCCACAGUAAAAUGUUUUCCUUUUUCUGUAUUUGCAGGUCCGUUUGCGUGUAAAAUGGGCCAGGCUUUUGCGACCAACCAUCCAGUUCUUCCUGCUAGCAUUUGCGAUUUAUGUGGGUUAUACCCGCGUCUCUGACUACCGACACCACUGGAGUGAUGUGUUAGUUGGAUUCCUCCAAGGCGCUAUCGUUGCUAUUUUAGUUGUGCGAUAUGUUUCAGAUUUCUACAAAGACAGACCCCUAUUUGGAGAGGUAUCUGAAGCUUCAGAACCAGAGAGAAAACCCAACAUUCCUCUAAGUGAAACUGAGCCUAUGAAUCAUUAUGGAACACGACACAUUCCCUGACUGAUCUGUGUCCAUUCCAUCGCCAAGAAACUGUGCUUUCCCAUUGAGCAUUUAAAGGAAACCUGGAAUUUCCUUCCUUCGUAUUUUUAAACUUUGUUCUGUUUACUGUGGCUCAACACUGAAGACACAUUUCAGGCUCUGGGGUGAAAGGAGCACUGAUUUACUUUUUAUAUACUUGUAACAAUGAGACCGGAAAAAGAUAGGCUCACAGAUGAAGCAUGUUGCUGUAUUUAUCACUGCAAAAACAUCUUGCCAGAACAUAUUAACUUUGCCCUCAUUUUAAAGGAAUACUGCAAAAUUUGCAUGUCUGCCGUUUUUGAAACAACAAGAAAAAAGACAAUCCAUUCUUUUGAUGCCCUGUGUCGUGUUUUGAAUGCAAGAUGUAGAUGGAGUUGGGAAGCUGAAUCUGUUACUAGAUGAUUGCUAAUGCUACUCGCUGUUAGAUGAUUUGUGUUCAUGACCUAGGAUGGUGGUGACUGAUUUUUUUUCUCUCUCUCUCUCUGAGCUGUCCUUUUCUCUGUAGUUUCUCUGUUUUCUUCUCACUAGAGAGCUAGCUAACUCCGUGUGCAGUCAAAGAUGGAGGAAACAUGGCAGGUUCCUUGCAAUUGCAUGCUUUAAGUGGAAAACUUGAACUGAUUUGUAUCUGAUGUCUGAGAAACACCACUGAGGGCGAUAUUGAUUUGAUAAGGGACUUCUUGAGAAUUCACUAACAAAAAAAGAUUUGGAUUGCCUGUGCUGUUGAGAUUUCAAUAGCCCCACCCUUCCUCCAAAGUACAAUAGGGAAACGCACUGUUCUGGGCUCGGCUGAGCUAGCUGCUCUCUGUAAAGGCAAUGUUCGAGCACUGUGUUUGAUCCCAGUGCUCAGGAUAAGCCAGGGAAUGAGUCAAAGCAGCCCAACGUUUCUGUUCCUGAUCACAGCUUAUCUGACCCACAGCCAUCACUAAUGAGCAACAUUAGACUCAACAUUGCUUACAGAAGGAUAGAGAUGUCAAAUAAUCUGACUGGAUUGAAUUUGGAAUGAUACUUGUACCCGUGCAACAAUGCCCAGGAUAGCUCAGAGUUUUGGAGAGGAAGGAAGAAGAUUGAAACUAUAAGACCUGAUUAGAAUUUAAUUGAUAACUAUUUUGAAUACAUACUUAAUCUGAAUGUUUUUCUGCCAAGUGCCAAAUCUAGGACUGAUGUGUUUACAGUUUGUAAUCCCAUAAAAUUACAGUAUCUUUAAGUAACAAUAUUUUCUGAAGCAUGCAAGACAAAUUAUUUCAGUGUUACCCUGUUAACCUUUUAAUGAGUGUGUUGAGUCACUGAGAACUGGAACAAAGAUUAAUUCCUUGCUGCAAGACAAGAGACUGAAUAAUCCAAGCAAUAAUGUAACCACUAGCUCGAACAUAAACAGAAAUAUCCGCAUUAAAAGAAAAUGGCAGCUAUUUGGCAGUGAAACUCUUAACCAUCUUGAUCCUUACAGGCUUUUAUUAAAUUACCUUUGUGUACUUAAUGGUCUGACACUAGUUUAUGUACUCAAUAUGAUGUUACAGCGAGGAUAUUUCAAACUGCCAUCAGAUCAAAGCUCACUGCUAAUUGUAUUCAUUCCCUAUGAAGCAAGUCUCUUUGCUGAUCAAACCAUAUGAAAUUUCAGAUGAGCAAACUUUGCAUUUGUAUCAGGCCUUGCAUUUGUGUCAUGACAUAACUCCAGCAUAGCAUAGAGGUACAUUUCAAAACUUUGGACUUAAUAGCACCUAAUUAGCUCCAGACCUAGAGUGAGACAUUGCCAAGGUUUCCUGCAUGAAAGAUAAAUAUCGCAGGUUUGUUUUCUAAACACUUAAUGGAAUUGCCAAAAUUUCUCAAAUAUGGGAAGCCAGUAGGGAUUGUGUCCACCGAGUCCAGUGAGCAAGCAUUUUAGCCUCUAUGUACCAGGUCUUUCACCCCAAAGGAGAACCAUGAUCCACUUGUCUCUGCAACUCAUUUGAGAUGAGAGUAGAAGAUUGAUGGGCUCCACGUUGCUUGUACCCUAUGCAUUUAGAUAUGAAAUAAGUAAAUAUGAAAUUAGUACACGAGUAAUCUGGAAAUUAGAGGGCAUGUGUUCCUCUUUAUAUGGGCGCAUUAAACUCUGUCUAUAUGUUGCAGAUGAAACCAUACUAGAUUUGAUAUCACCCACUGCGGGUGUGUUUUAAAAAAAAGAAAAAAAAAAAAAAAAAACUCUUUAUUUUUGUUUUGAAAUUGAACAUUGAAGUUUUUUUUAAAUUUAGGUAUUUUGUAUAUAUUUGCAUAUAUUCUAGACAUUAAGGAACCUGAUUUAGGAGAUGGAAUUUAGCUUGUUGUAACAAAUUGUUAAGGUCUGGAAUUAAACUUCACCAAUAUACAAGAUGAUAUGAAAUAUGAGCCAGUUAAAUUUGUACAGCUUAUUUUAUAAAAUCAAAUAAGUAAAAACAAAGUCUCGCAAUUUCUCUCAAUAUUCACAAGCGUUUGUGUAUUUUUUAAGGCAGCCUUUUUUUCAAAACAAAUAAUACAGUUCAAAUGUUAAUAGCAUGGUCAAGCUCACUGAAUUAAUUGUAAAGUUGCUUUAGGUUUGUGGGUGAAAAAUUGUAUUUCUGGUGAAAUUUCUAAAUUUUCUUAUGUUUAUAAAUGCGGUAUAAAGAUGAGAGAUUUUAUUAAUGAUGCAUUAAAGUGUUUUUUUUUAA
Messenger RNA from Rhincodon typus (whale shark), 3776 nucleotides. RefSeq names its product phospholipid phosphatase 2. Gene Ontology annotation, biological process: phospholipid metabolic process; phospholipid dephosphorylation; signal transduction. The record is from RefSeq and is a predicted model, not a curated record. Lineage: Eukaryota; Metazoa; Chordata; Chondrichthyes; Orectolobiformes; Rhincodontidae. Gene Ontology annotation, molecular function: phosphatidate phosphatase activity. The transcript is spliced from 7 exons.